AUGCCGCGAUUUGCAGACUCUCUCAACUCCCUCCAGCCCCAGUCUGAACCAUUGCUGAGUGACACGGAUUUGAAUCAAUCAACAUGGCAGGGAAACGGUGGUCGCAACGAUAUCCUGCACCAAGGCUCUUUGCGUGAUCCUUCAAAUACACGACGGAUGAUGUCCUUCGGUCGACCUCUGGCCCGGUUUAUGGUUUGGCUGAGGAGCAUUGGGAGGGGUAGCGACAGAAAAGGGGAUAUUGAACAGGGAGAAUUUCUCACCCGUCGCCAGACUCUGGGCACGUUGAUUUCCCUCCUCUUUGGGAUUUUCGUGUCUUUCUUUCCGAGUUAUAUCGACGAGACCGUUGCCAUUUGGGGGAAGCCUGGUGGACCAGGCGAGGAUCUAGCACACUGGGCAACUGAUAUAACAGCCGAUAUCAGACCAGUGGCUUGUCAUUCUCAUAACGAUUACUGGCGCAGGGUGCCCCUUUAUUCCGCUAUUCAGGCCGGAUGCAUCGGUGUGGAGGCAGAUGUCUGGCUAUUCAAUCACGACCUUUACGUCGGGCAUACGAAAUCAUCGCUUACUAUCAAUCGCACAUUGACAAGCCUUUACAUUGACCCGCUUCUGAGCUUGCUUGAGAAGCAGAACCCCGCUACGCAGUUUCAACCUACCCGGCAUAAUCCUCCAAAUGGAAUAUUCGAUACGAAACCAGAUCAAACCCUUGCUCUUCUGGUGGAUUUCAAAACGAAUGGCUCUGAUAUUUGGCCAUAUCUUACAUCGCAACUGACUCCUCUCCGGGAAAGGGGCUACCUUACUCACUUCAACGGGACGGCCGUCAUCAAAAGGCCUAUUACAGUCGUUGCAACCGGAAAUGCUCCUUUCGACCUUGUUGUAGGCAACUCGAGCUAUCGGGACAUCUUCUUUGAUGCGCCAUUGGCGGAACUAUCAGAUGCUGCGCCAUCCUCAGCCAAGGAUGCGGCGGUAUCUAUUCCUUACGAUUUCACCAACAGCUACUAUGCGUCGGUGUCUUUUCGUAAAUCUAUCGGAUUUCCGUGGAGAUUCCAACUAUCAGACACUCAGCGGAAUCUGGUAAAAUCCCAAAUCAAAGCUGCACACGAUCGAGGCCUCAAAGUACGAUAUUGGAAUACUCCGUCCUGGCCACGCAGCCUGCGUAACCUAAUUUGGACAGAUCUGAUUCGCGAAGGCGUUGAUAUCUUGAAUGUCGAUGAUUUGAAAGGCGCAACCAAAACGGACUGGUCGCGGAGUUUAAGAUGGAACGUGUAG
Messenger RNA from Uncinocarpus reesii 1704, 1263 nucleotides. RefSeq lists its product as uncharacterized. The record is from RefSeq and is a predicted model, not a curated record. The transcript is spliced from 2 exons. The coding region runs from base 1 to 1263 and encodes 420 amino acids. Lineage: Eukaryota; Fungi; Ascomycota; Eurotiomycetes; Onygenales; Onygenaceae. Gene Ontology annotation, molecular function: phosphoric diester hydrolase activity. Gene Ontology annotation, biological process: lipid metabolic process.